This is a messenger RNA of Tetrahymena thermophila SB210, 1011 nucleotides long. Its product is annotated as cytokine-induced anti-apoptosis inhibitor 1, Fe-S biogenesis protein. The transcript has 4 exons. The record is from RefSeq and is a predicted model, not a curated record. Gene Ontology annotation, biological process: iron-sulfur cluster assembly. NCBI's taxonomy places the organism in Eukaryota, Ciliophora, Oligohymenophorea, Hymenostomatida, Tetrahymenidae. Gene Ontology annotation, molecular function: iron-sulfur cluster binding. Gene Ontology annotation, cellular component: cytoplasm.
GAAAAAUUCCAAAAAAGAAAGAAACUUUUAGAAUAAUAAAUAAAAAUCACAAAAUUACAAAUUUAUUAUUAGGUAAAGUUUAAUAUAGUCUCGUUGAAAAAUAUAAAAAUGAAUACAGUCGUUUUCGCUGCAAGCAAGGAAUAAAGAGAAUCACUUUUAGAAACAAGAAACAUUAAGGAAACAGUUGUUGCUGACUCCACAAUUUUGAUUGAAUAUUUAAGAGACAACUCUUUUAAAUUAUUUUUGGCUUAAGUUGAUAACAUUAGCGAAUUACCAUUGAAAACUCUUGGACACAUAUAUAGAAUUUUGGCUAAUGAAGGAUAAAUUAUUAUUAAAUUCACUUCAAUUAAUUAGGAAGAUUUUGAAAAGUUUGUUAAAUUAUUGAAAGCUACUGGUUUUAAGAAUAGCAAUCCUGCUUAGACUGCUACUUCAAACUAAUUAGUUUUUGUUAAGCCUGAAUUUUAAUAAGCUGCUUCUCUUAAGAGAGAAGUAGCCUCUACUAAUGCUACUUAAAAUUAAAAUAGCACUACUGCUACUACUGAAACUUAAAACAAUGUUUAUGGAUAAUAUAUGCAUAGUCCUGUUGUUCAAGUUGAACCUUAAAUUAAAAAGAAAAAUGCUUUCUAGGCAGUAAAAAUCGACAACAACACUGUUGAUGAAGAUGCUCUCUUAAACAAUGAUAAAGUUAAUGUUGUUGUCCCUACUGAAGAAAGUUGUGCUACUAAGCCAAAAGCUUGCAAGAACUGCACUUGUGGAAGAAAAGAAAAAGAACAAGGUUUAUCUGAUGAUUAGCUUCUCCAAGCUCUUGAAAAGGGUGAUAUUAAAUCUAGCUGUGGUAAUUGUUAUUUAGGAGAUGCCUUCAGAUGUGCUAGCUGUCCUUACAAAGGUUUACCUGCAUUCAAGCCUGGUGAUAAAGUUAAAUUAGACUUAGGUUUUAACGAUGCCUCAUCAUCUCAACAAAAGGAAGGUGAUGUUAAAGUUGAAGGUGGCAAAGUAAAGCUUGCAAUUUGA